GCCAGAUCAAGGUACCUGUUCUCUCGCCUGCUGCUGCUACCCAUCGAAUUUUCGUUGUCGUUGCUAUUCGGACGAUCAUCGAGCGCAGUGACAUUUUGCGCGCAGAUGGCUGAACUGGGACGAAAGUCAAGCGAAUCGAUACAAACACCUCCUCAUGCGGCUCACUCGACUCUGGAAGAACAGGCAUGGCGUGAAGAGCUACAGCUCGGAACAGACCUGAAUUUGUCUGCUCCACCCGCUGUAUCCGAGCAUGAGGUCGCUGGUGCAGGCGAGACUGACGGUGCUGCGCCGCCUCUGGAUAGGAAGGCGCUCAUAUUGCUGCUCAUACAACACUUUUCAAACUCGUGGGGCCUUCGUACCGCAGAGUUUGCUGUGUACUUGUUCCUCAUCACGCUUUUCCCGGACACACUGCUUCCCGCCUCCCUCUUCGGCUUCCUGACCACAGGCACUGCAAUCGUUUUGUCAGGAUGGGCGGGACACCAAGUGGACGUGCGGCACAAUCUGUGGCUGAUACGCGCAUGCAUUGUGAUCAUCAAGGUUUCUGGCUGCGGUGCAUAUGCGGGUUCCCUCGGAUUGCUGUACCACAGUGGUCAGGGAUUGGCGCACUAUUGGUCGACUGCAUUCGCCGCUGGGAUGUUCACCGUCAUCGUCAUUUGCAGCUGUGUCCACAACCUUGCGGGAGUUGCCAUCUCCGUUGCCAUUGAGAGGGACUGGGUGACGAUCAUAGCAGACGGGUCGUCUGUGCAUCUCACUACCAUCAAUACGUACAUGCGCCGCAUCGACCUGCUGUGCAAGCUGCUCGCGCCGCUGUUUGUCUCCCUCCUCACAACCACUGCGUCGUACAGGUUUGCUGCCUCUUUCCUGUGUGGAGUCGAGGCAGUGUGUAUGGUAUUUGAGCUACUGUGGAUUGCGGUGGUUUAUCGACGCUUCCCCGCGUUGAGCGCCGCCCAAGCAGCUAAAGAUGCUGCGCGAUCAGAGAGCCCUCAGCGUCAGCAAUCGGCUCCCAAUGUAUCUGCAUUGCACUCUUUCGCUCGCCGGAUACGUUCAUACGUCCUCAGCGGUCUCUCGGACUGGAAAGAAUUCGUUCAACACCCAAUCUUUCUGUCUUCCCUUGCAAUCUCUUGCCUAUACUUCACUGUCCUCAGCUUUGACGGCACGAUGAUUAGCUGGCUCAAGGCCGAAACAUACAGCGACCCGUUCAUUGCGGGGAUGCGCGGGCUCAACGUCGUAGCAGGACUCAUCGGCACGUUGGCGAUGCCGUUCUUGGAGCGCAAGCUGGGCCUUGUGCGUGCGGGCAACUGGAGCAUAUGGUCGGAGGCACUUUGUCUAGUGCCUGUUGUUAUCUCUUUUUACGUCGGUGAACCGCCAAUCGGAAAGCAAGCGCCUGCAUGGAACGAAGCUUUGCUCUUCGGAGGGAUGAUGCUAUCGAGGAUUGGCUUGUGGGCGUUUGAUUUAUGUCAACUGAAGGAACUCCAGAUGGCGUUGUCUACACAUCCCCGUCGAAAUGCAAUCUCUGCACUUCAGUUCUCUUUGCAGAACGUAGCAGACAUGCUCAAGUACGUCCUCACAAUGAUCCUAUCACGACCGUCUCAGUUCAGGAUCGCUGCAUUGACCUCCUUCGUGAGUGUCGUGAUGGGUUCAGUGACGUAUCUGGCGUAUGUCCGCAGAGAACGCGGGCAUAUUCUGCACAAUAAUCUCGGAGAGAUGAUUCCGCUCUUGAACUGGAAGGCGCGGUAGUGCCUGUCACGUUCAUCAAUGCUGUCGGUGUAGCGAUCUAAUGGCAAUCCCAAUCAUGGUUUAAUUCGCAAUAUGAGAUCGUCUCUUGAGUACG
This is a messenger RNA of Laetiporus sulphureus 93-53, 1831 nucleotides long. RefSeq lists its product as uncharacterized. The record is from RefSeq and is a predicted model, not a curated record. Bases 106 to 1737 code for a protein of 543 amino acids. Gene Ontology annotation, biological process: iron ion transmembrane transport. Gene Ontology annotation, molecular function: iron ion transmembrane transporter activity. Gene Ontology annotation, cellular component: membrane. The transcript has 7 exons. NCBI's taxonomy places the organism in Eukaryota, Fungi, Basidiomycota, Agaricomycetes, Polyporales, Laetiporaceae.